Messenger RNA from Bactrocera oleae (olive fruit fly), 10038 nucleotides. RefSeq names its product spalt-related (gene salr). Gene Ontology annotation, molecular function: DNA-binding transcription factor activity, RNA polymerase II-specific; RNA polymerase II cis-regulatory region sequence-specific DNA binding. The record is from RefSeq and is a predicted model, not a curated record. Gene Ontology annotation, cellular component: nucleus. NCBI's taxonomy places the organism in Eukaryota, Metazoa, Arthropoda, Insecta, Diptera, Tephritidae. Gene Ontology annotation, biological process: regulation of transcription by RNA polymerase II.
CUUUUGAUGUUGCGCUCUGUUUUAUAUGCUCUAGUUCGAAUCUUGGCGUUCGUUUCAUUGCGCCAGGAUAUCCUGAUUUCUAAGAGAAAGAAGUGUAUUUACUGUAUACACGUCGUCGCCGUAACGAGAACUCUAACACUGAAUUUUUGGUUUUUGGGCGAUAUUGGAAACAUUUUUCGGGCACUUACUUAACUGGCAGCCCAACCACUGUACCCUAGUUGCGUAUUUGCUUUUUUAAGAGCUACUAAAAAAGUUCCAUUCCGGUGUGCACAAUAAAGGAUCUGUGCGCGGCGCGCGACUCAGUCACAUGAUAUACAAUACAAUAUUAACGACGCGAAAUAAAAAUGCUAUAAACACCGACGCAACGUUGCGACGCGCUACACGGCGUGCUGUUGAUAAAUCAAUACAAAUUUGCCACAAAAACAUAGUGAAAAAACAACAAAAUGUGCAAAAAGUCAACCACUAAAUUUUUUUAACAUAUUCUAAUCAAAAUAUGCGACGCCUUACAACAAAAAGAGAUAAGACAACAACAACAAAAAAAAUAAAUCAACAACAACAAAAGAAUAACUCCACAACAACAAAAAAAUCAUCAACUACUAAAAAAUCAACAAUAACAACAAAAUAAUCAACAAUAACAACAAAAAAAACCAACAACAACAAAAAAGUAAACAACAAAACACACAACACCACAAAAAAAAAAUAAUCUAAUAACAACAACAAGAGCAAACUAACUUCAUGCUGCAACAAAAAACCACAUUCAUCCACUGCGCCAUUUGAUUGCUUGGCAUUCUGUUGCAACUAUCCAACUUGCUUGCCACAAUGCCGUCGGCUUUGCAGCAUAUCAACUGAGCGCGUCAAACGGAUACCAGUUUCUCUGCUGCACGCUCUGCCGGUGAUUAAUUGCGACUGAGGUAAAAGUUGUACGAAAUUCUCGAUUUGGAAGGCAGCCUUAAACCGCUAGUGACUCCAAUAUCCAUGAGCAACCAAUGAAGGUUGAAAAACUGCGAAGCCUUCGAGAGUUUGGAAGCUGCUAAUGGCAGCUUGUGCCAACCGUUGGUCAACACCGGUUACUGGCAAGUCGUAAGAGAGACACAGAGCAUGUGUUCCAUUUUUCAUAAUCGCAUCAACUAUCGCGGUUUGCGCAGCAAUUCGAGUGGCAGCAAUAGUAGCGGCAGCAUAAGUAAUUUGAGCAAAGAACUGGAUGCCGAUCGCAAUAAUAAUGGCGGUAGCGUCGGCGCUGGCGGUGGAGUCGUGGUCAGCAGCAGCGAACACAAUGAACACAACGGCGAGGAUGCGACUUGUGGGGAUGAACGCAAAGCGGACAUCCGGUUACCCUUGAAGAGCGCCAAUUCCACGCCCGACAGCGCGAUCGUCGACGAGAACGCCGAUCCGCAGCGCAAUAUGCGCGCAGCCAGCAUAGAGCUUGCGGAACAACGUAGCAGUGUAGAGCGCGAUGAGGGCGAGGACGAGUCGGAGGAGUUGGCGGGCGAUAGCAAUGAGGCGUUGGAUUUGUCUGUGCUGCCGAGCACUCGACUACCCGGUAGCGGUCAUGUGGCAUUGGAGGCUUUACAACACACCAAAGUGGCGGUGGCGCAAUUCGCCGCCUCAGCGCUAAGCGGCACACAAAAUUACGGCGAAGCCAUGAACGAGCUGGCAAUGGUGCAAUCGACGAUACUGAAUGUACAGCGGCAACAUCUGAUGCAACUGCAACUUAUACAACAUUUGCAGAGUCAAUUGAAGCGCGCUGGCGAUCUGACAAUGGAUACCGAGCAGCUUGAAGAGCAACAGCAGACUGAAGAGGCAGAGCACUCAGCGCCAAAGCGAAGAUUCUUGCAAACGCCACCGGCGGAAACGGAAGAAAAGCUGGCGGAAGCAGUAACAGCUACUACACACAACAACUUAAAAGCUGAUGAGCCGUUCAUACACACGCGGCCGGUAUCUACGUCAAAUGAAGAGAACACAAAGACUGAAGAGAGAACAAAUAAGAAGGCGAGGGAGCCGGCGUCAAAGCAUGCCAAAAAUGAAGAAGUUAGUAAUACAGGCAGUACUAGUCUGGGUGCUGUUGGUGCAACGCUACCAGCUCAUAGUAAUAACAACAAUUAUCAACCCUUAAUGUGCGACAUAAGCUCCUCUCUAGCCUCUAGCAUUAUCACGAAUCAUGAUCCAUCCCCCGCACCUAAUGAGAUGAACUGCUUGGAGAUGUUGCAACGUCGCACCGAGGAGGUGCUCGAUUCGGCCUCGCAAAGCUUGCAUGCUUCACAUCUGCAAGACGAGUACGAGUACUCGCAGAAGGAUGCGCAGGGUAGAGGGGAAAUAUUUAAACACCGCUGCAAGUAUUGCGGUAAGAUCUUUGGCUCCUUUUCGGCAUUGCAGAUACAUCUGCGCUCACAUACUGGCGAACGUCCAUUUCAUUGUAACGUCUGCGGCAGCAAAUUUACAACGAAGGGCAAUCUGAAGGUCCACUAUCAACGGCAUACACAGAUAUUUCCGCCAAUGUUGCUAGCUCCUGGACCGGGUGGCGCUGUUGUCGAACAGUUUCCAACUUAUGGCGCACCAGUUGGCGGCCCAAUAUUGUCAGCUGUAACACCAGUUAGAUUACCCGCGCCAGCAGACGACAGCAAGCAGCUGGGUUGUGAGGAUACGCCACUAAUUGCUCACAAGGAAAAUCAUGAGGAACAUGCAAAGCAAUCAAUACCCAAUCGUGUCACAAAACCGGAAGCGCCAACUUCGCCCAUUGACAGGCCGCAGGACUUAAGCAAGCCGCAUCAUUCGCCUGUGUUGCACGAAAACCCGUCUCCUCUAGAGCCGCAAAAGUCACCAAAGACAUCGCCGGUAUUGAAACCAAGUUUAGAGGCAAAACAUGAAAAACCGGAGCGUACAAGCAGUCACAACCCGCCACAAACAAAUCAGCAUGCGUCAAAGCGUAGUAGUAAUGCGCGGAAACGUAACUCACGCGCCAAUACGCCGCAUAUCGGCGCCAACGAAACACGUAAACCACAUGCACACGAUAAAUGCGAACGUGAGCGCGAACGCAUGCUGGAUGGUGGCGAGUUUCUGCACAAAUCCGCAGCGAUCUUACGACGUUCAUCGCUAAGUCGUAACUCCAGCAAUAGUGGGCUCGAGCCGCCGCAUAUCUCAUCCGAAUACUCACUGGCGCAGAUGGAACGCAUUAUCGAUAAAUCGUGGGAGGAUCUCAUCGAGAUCGACACAACGUCGGAGACAUCGAAGCUACAGCAGCUGGUGGAUAAUAUUGAGAAUAAGCUCACGGAUCCAAAUCAAUGCAUUUUCUGUCACAAAGUGAUGUCCUGCCGUAGUUCAUUGCAAAUGCACAUACGCACACAUACCGGCGAACGACCGUUUCGUUGCAAAAUUUGCGGACGUGCCUUCGCCACCAAGGGUAAUCUGAAGGCGCACAUGAGCAUACACAAAAUCAAACCGCCUAUGCGUAGCCAAUUCAAAUGUCCUGUCUGUCAUCAGAAGUUCUCGAAUGGCGUCAUACUACAACAACACAUACGCAUACACACGAUCGACGAUGGCAGCGGCGCUUUGGUUGGUCUACCGGGCGUUAACCUAAAUGGUGGCAUGCUUGGCGCAUUUUCACUGCCAAUGGGCGCACUGCCACCGGGCACACCCAACACAGCCGAAGCUGUGGCGGAGCAUAAUGCACGCAUGAAAGCGCACAUGGAUGCCGCAAUUGAGGAUCAAAAUUCGAAUAAGUCAAUGGGCACAUCGGAUAAUUUUGAUUUCUCCACAACAUCCGAUUACUCCGGCCAGCGUUCGGAAUCGUCGCAAGGUGAUUUUGAUGAUUUCAUGACGAUGGACAGCACAGAUGAUUCGCGUGAAAAUACAAGCUCUCUAACGCCCUUCGAGCGUCGUCUAGCCGAUGACUAUGCCGACGAACGUAUGCAUGAGACUGCUGAACGUGGCGAUACCGCUGAGCUGCCCAAUCCGAUGGCUGCUAUGGCAGCUGCAGCGGCUAUGGAUCUCUCGGCACGUGGUUUUCCCGCUAAUGGCGUAACGCAGAAGGCGCUAGAACAUCAUCUACCCAUGUUGGGUAUGUCACCGAAUUUUCUGCUGAUGGCAGCGGCGCGCGAAGAGAUGCAGAUGUUGGGCGCGCAUGCCAAGUUUCCGCUAUUGCCUUUCGGACCGCUGGGAUUUAUGGGUCUACAUCCACAGACGCAUUUAUGUAAUGUGUGUUUCAAGAUCUUCCCCAAUUCGGCCGCAUUGGAGCGUCACACGCACAGCGAACAUACCAAAGAUGUUGCUAAUAGCACAACAACAACAACAACAAUGACAACAGCCACACCAUCAGCAUUAACUACUUCGUCAGCUACAACAACGACUACGCAUUCUGACAACAACAGCAACAAUACAGCGACAACAAGUGCCACCGCUGCAGCGCAUGAUUCAAGUCGUUCCGCGAAUUGCGAUGGAGCAUCACCAACAUACAAUGCGAAGCUGUCAGUGAGCAGUAAUCUCUUCUCCAAACAAAACAGCGAUGAAGGAGAUGAGAAACGCGUUACAAAUAACAGUACAGCAACAGUAAAUAAUCAAAAUAGCAACACAGCUUCUAAAAACGGUAAUUGUUUGACUAAUAUAGCACAAGCGACUAGCCCUAAUGAUUUGGAAACUAGCGUAGCGUCGCGCAUUAAGCAAGAACCCGAUACUGAAACCGAAUGUGAGUCACAACAAUUGAAGGCCAACAUUUUAAGAUCCUCACCUACACCAACGACGACACCAUCGCCUUUGCCAACAGCGCCAACGCUACCAACGAUAACGGGCUGCAUGCCACCAGCUUCACCAAGCAAUAGUACACUGGAACAACAAAGUGGGCCAGCAACAACACAUUCGCCAUUCGAGCUCGCUGUACAUCCCCAUAUGGGCUUGCCGCACAACAACGCCGAGCAGUCGCUGAAGCAAAUGCAAUUACUAUCCUCACUUCCGCAUGAUACCAUGCAAUCCAUGCAACUGCAUUAUGGCAACGCCCAUUACCAUCACCACUAUCAUCACCACCAACAACAACAUCAACAACACCCGCCAUCGCAUCCACACCAACAACCACAACAACAAUUGUCACAUAAAUCUUUGCUGCCCGCAGAUGCCCAUCGUUUCCCGGCGAGCCCAUUGGACUUUCAACAGGCUCUGAUGUCGGUCGGUCCACCGAGCUUGAGUGCCGACGCAGCCGCUGCGGCGAAUCAGAAACAUUUCUGUCAUGUUUGUCGACGAAACUUUAGUUCGAGUUCAGCGCUUCAGAUCCACAUGCGUACACAUACGGGGGACAAACCGUUCCAGUGUAAUGUGUGUCAGAAGGCUUUCACAACUAAAGGAAAUUUGAAGGUCCAUAUGGGCACGCAUAUGUGGACGAAUCCCACAUCACGGCGUGGUAGACGCAUGUCACUUGAAUUACCGUUACAUCGACCUGGCAGUAUAUCAAGUGAAGCGGAUUUCAUGCAAAGACGUCCAGAACUAUUUUUCCCAUAUUUGCCGCCAUUUUUCAAUGGAUUACCACCAAAGCCUGGUGACCUAAGUCCUGGCGCAUUUUCGAAUCUAACGCCACCACAUUUUCCGAAUGGCGCAAAUGCUGGCAAAUAUCCACCGGGACUCUUAGGUCUGCCACCAUUUCUUGCACCACCUUAUAAUUUCCCGGGCAUGACACCGCAGUCACAUGGCGAUAACAGUAAAUCCCCCACACCAACAAGAGAUGACAACAGACGUUUGGAGAGCCCUUCACGCGGCUCAGCUUUAGAAGCGACAACGCCUUGGCAUAUGUUAGGUAAAAUUAAAACAGAGAACAAUCAAAAUGACGAAUUGUCAACAACGCCGACAAGUAGUUGUAAUCAAAUCGAUGAGUUGCACAACGAAGUUCAACAUAUAGUGGACUAAAUGUGGAAAUUUAGGCAUUUAAAUUGUUAAGAGGGAUUGUUAAGCUUUCUAGCUUGUGAGCGUUAGAAGAGUUGUGGGUUGAAAAGUGAUGAGAAUAGGCAGGCAGAUCGAAAAGGGUAUUAGCUCUGCCUCGGAUUUGACGUUUUCGUUGCUAAAAAUGUUCCUGUGACCGAAAACCUAAAGUACGGACUAAUAGAGUUAAACUGCCAGUGAGCUUAAAGUUUUCUUACAUUUGUUUACUAAGCUGGAAUUGAUCAGUGGCGAUGGCAAGGUUGGUAGUGCCGUCUGGCUGUCUGUGUAAAUGAUCGAAUACUGCAUCCUCCUGUAGUUGUUCAGUAGAACUCCACAGGUCUUCACUAUGCCUUGUACUUCCGCUUAGAAGAUGCUAGCUGAGUUUGGUAGACGGAAAGACAGUCAGAUAUCAAGAUGCUCCAAAUAUACACCAAUGCAUAAGGCUUGCUAUUCUUUCUCUGCGGCAUUAUCUUAGUUAUGUAUAUUUCUUAAAUAUCUAUUAAAUCGAAAAGUCGUAGGUUUUUGGCUUUCUAUAUGGACUACUAACCUCAGCAAAAAGGAGAAAGCGCGAAAUUUUUGAUAGAUAAACUUUUUAUUUUCGGUAUACUGGGAGUUCAUAUCGCGGACAAUAUAAUUCUUAGCUUUAAAAGGGAGGAGUUGUCGCUUAAAUUAGGUUGGUAACAGGAAGCAACAAGUUUGGGUUCUAUCUAAUUUUAUCAUAAUAUACAAUAUAAUCUUGGAAACAAUAAUUUUGGAAAAGGCAUAUCGGAAGUAGGCCGUGUAUUCUUUUACAAUGAGAUUUAGUAUGACAAGGUGACUAUGAUCAGAAGGACUUAAGAAUUUUAUUGCCUUUUUUAACCAAUGUUUUUGGGUUCUCUCUCAUUUUGUCAUAAUAUAGAACCUAAGAAACAGAAACUUCGGAAAAAGUUUAACAGUGGUUUUACGGUUUUUCUUUUACAAUCAGCGUUUGCCAUGAGAACAACUUAAGAAUUUUGUUGCCUUUUUUAAACAAUUUCCCUGGAAAAAAUAACCUGCUUAAGCCUUUUCAACCCACGCUCAACUACUUAUUUAUGCGGCAUUUUAACCGCAAGAGAAAAAUGUGAAUGUAAAGUUAAUUUUUAAUGAGUAGUAAAACUGAAAACAUGGUUUUUGUGGAGUACAUAUCGUAAAAAGGUAAAAAUGCUUAAUAAUCAUUGCUAAAUUAUGAACAUAUGAAUAUUGUAAUUAAAAAAAAUUAAACAAAAAACUCAAUACUGAGCGUAAUUUGUGGCUAAAAAGUUUCAGAAUAAAUAUGCUAUUGAAUAAUGUAAGGAAAUAAAAUUAGAGCUUAGAAUUUAAAGCGAACGAUUAAGUUUUAGAUUACAGGGGCAAGGAGAAACUAAUUAAAUAAUUAUAAUUAAAUAAAAAUUAGUAUGAAACGCAUGUAUGCAUUUAAGUGGCAUUAACUUAUUGUACAGUUAGAAUGUAAUAGGUAUAUAUAUAUAAAAUAUUAUUAAUAAAAAAAAUAAAUACUUAGUACUUAGCCUUUAAUUUAUGUAGUCAAGAUAUAAAGUGGCAAUUAUCAGCAACGAUUUGUGGCUAAGUAAAAACAUUAAAUUUAAGUCAAUACAUACAUACAUACAAACACACACUAUGAAUGUGUUAAAAGCGUGCAAUGCAAUUUAUAAAUAUGUAAUGUAAGAAAAAUCAAGUGCGAAAUAUUAAAUAAAAAAAAAAUAAAAAUAAAAAUAAAUUAUUAAUUUAACUGAAUUUUUGUUUUUUUAUUAUUUAAAUAAAUUUGUUUUUUUGUUCAAACUCUUUUUUUAUUUUAAAAUUUUUUUUAGUUCAAUUGAAGGAUAGAAGUCGAAAUAAAUUUGCAUUAUUAUUUCAUAUUUUUCAUCACUUCCUUUCAGCUACACCCUAAAUGUAGGCAAUGAAUCGCAGAAUAAUAAGUAUUCACAAACGUUGCCUAUAUCCUGAUCCAUAUUAUCAAUAUUACUAGGUGGCGGUUCCCUUAUUCUAUUGUCGUUUACUGGACCAGUGUUAAGUGUCAGAAUACUUCUGAUAUAAAAAUACAUGAAGCUAUAUCUCUUAAAUAUAUAAUCGAGCCUAUUAAAUAUAGAAGUCUAAGGCACGUAUCACUCACCUGACCCAUUUCUAAACCUUUGUCCCGACCAAAUGAAAAAUAAAAAAUUAAUACUGGUCGCAUUUCACUAGGCUUCUAUUAGCCACACCCUAAAUGUAGGCAAUAAACUGCAAAAUUACAGGAAAAUGUUCAAAAACGUUGCCUACAUUCUGGUCUUUAUUAUUAAUAUACCCAGGUGGCAGUUCCUCUGUUCUAUUGCCGAUUACUCGCUAGGGGUUUGCCCUGCGUUUAUUAUCAGGAUAUUUUUAAUAUCAACAUAUAUUAAACUGUAUCUUUUAAAUAUAUAAUAUUUUCAUAUAUAGCAGUCUGAGGAAUAUAUCGCUACAAAAGAGCUGGAAAUCGAUGAGCAAGUAUGUCAUUAGCAGAGUAGGAGCACGUACAGGUGCGUUUACCGUGUCAUGAAGACUGACCAAGCCACGCGUUUAUCAAAAAUAUUAUAUAAACACAUUCUGAAUGAUACUUCUCUAUCCUAUUCUUUGGUCAAACCUCGUUCUAAUAUAUACAGAGUUUGAAGGAAUUGCUAUUAAUAAAAUUUCAUUUCCUUUUGAUUUUUUUGCUUGAGAGGUAAGGAUAUGUUCUCGACUAUGAAAAUAUCAUUUAGGUCUUCAUCAGCACUUUUAUUUUCCCGUUAUACUCCGACUAGGAACAACACAGUCAAUAAUGGUACUGACUUUGCUUUUUUAGGUGCUCGGAAUAAUGUCGAUAUGCUAAGUGGUUGUUUGUUAACUCUGUUCACUAAAUAUUUAUAUAAAAAUAGUUUAAAAAGUUUGUGAUUUUUUGUCUAAACUUGGGGACUUGGUAGGGCAAAUCAAUGAUAAGUAGAGUUAGUGCAGUAUCGAGAAGGAAUUCAAACCUAUUUUUAUAGAGAAAACAUUGCUUUGAAGUAUAUUAUAUAUAAUUGGUUUUAAAAGUCGAUAUCUAGAAUGAGACUAAGACGAUCUGUUCUGCUAGUUCAUAGAGUAAAUCCUAGCUGAUUUCUCUAUAUACAUCAGAGUAGACUUGCAUCGGCUCUAUGCUCUGUAGUCAGUCCGGUUUUAACUAAUUUAGCCAGAAAAUAGAUUUUUCCAGAGAAAACUGGUUUAAAAAUGAAAGUAUGACAAACAAAAUUUAUGUUCUAGAUGUACUGCGUACGGAUAUGAUUCCGAUUGGUAAGAGUAGGUAAAGGAGUAGCUAAGUCAUUUUAGGUAUGAGCUGAAGAUAAAUUUAUAAGAAAGUCUUAUAAUAUUUCUUUGUACGAUAUUUUUAUAACCUGAAUAGGGCAUAUUAAGUUUGUCACAAAGAAAACGUCGGAAGUCCUCUAACAUAAAGUAUACCAGUGGCGGAUCCAUGAGGGGUGCGGGUUUACAAUCAGAGAUUUAAAUGCAAAUUCAGAGGAAUUCAUGAAGUAACAUUAUUAUUAAAAUUAUGUUGAAAGAAAAAACCGCUUCACAGAAAGAAAUUCAGCAUCACGAGCAGAGUAUAUUUAGUCAAGUCCGUUUGUCGGUAUACCUAUAUGCGCACUAGCCCCUCAGUUUUUGAGGUAACGGUCUGAAAUUUCGCACACAAGCUUUUCUCCUCCAGAAGCUGCUUAUUUGCCAAGAUCAUCAAUACCGGAUUAAUAUGGGAUAUAGCUGCCAUACAAACUGAUCGCUCAAAAUCAAUCCUUGUACGGAAAUAUCAUUUUAUGCUAUAAAAAAUGCACCUAUGAAGGGUAUUACAGCUUCAGUAUGGCCAAAGUUAAUGUUUUUUUUGUGUUCAAAAAGUUAAGUCUUUAAGUCUACAUUAUAUUUAUUUAUAACUAUCAUCAAUUUAGGAAUCAUGUUUUUUUUUUUUAAUUAUUUUAAUAAAAGAGAGUUUGUACUCAGUUUCUCACUUACAAAACACACACACAUUCAUAUAAAUAUGGACACCCCUAGUAUAUGUAUAUUUAGAAACGAAACGCAAGUGCUGGAUAUAUGGUAAAUAAAUCAUAAAAAUAUAAUAUGUAUGUAAGUAAGUAAGUGGAAAUUAAGCGAAACAAUGAAGUAAGGAAUGUGAAU